This is a messenger RNA of Blumeria graminis f. sp. triticale, 177 nucleotides long. The record is from the annotation of a GenBank genome assembly. Lineage: Eukaryota; Fungi; Ascomycota; Leotiomycetes; Helotiales; Erysiphaceae.
UGGCCGCCAGUGACUACUGCCCUGGUGGCUUCUCCCUUGCUACUUCCCAACCGGGUUUGCAGGGUAAUUCUAUAUUUCGUGAUUGCGUGUAGCGUAGCACCUACACCUUUGCAGCUAGUUGCAAAGGCUCUUUACUCCUUUAAUGUACUGCAACCACUCUCGGGAUGCUACUUAUAG